AUGGAAGUGGAAAACAGCCGCACUGGAGAACAAUCCAUUCAAAAUGAAGAAUUAACGAAACCUACUGCAGAACAAGAACCUACUUCCACCCUUAUGGCAACAAUAAACGGAAAUGAUACUGAAGUGGGUAUUCACCCUGUAAACUCUAAAGAUUCUCAAAAACCUUCGCCUAAAAAGCCUAAGAAACGAAAACCUAAAGUUCCUAGGGAUGUUACUGCACCACGGCAACCCCUUACGGGAUAUGUGCGAUUCCUGAAUGAAAGGCGAGAUCAGUUACGUGCAGAGCAACCAGAGUUAGGAUUUGCAGAAUUAACACGACAAUUAGCAAGUGAAUGGAGUAAGCUACCAGCUGAAGAAAAACAACAGUAUUUGCAUGCAGCUGACCAAGACAAGGAAAGGUAUAUCAAAGAAUGGGCUGAAUACAAAAAGACUGAUGCAUAUAAAGAGUUUAGAAGGCAACAAAUGGAGCAAAAAGACUCUAGCAAUAUUUCAAAUAAAAAAAUGAAGCCAAAUAUAAAUACUGAAAGUAAUGCAAACGCUACAGGUGCAGUUAACACUCAAAUAAUAGAUCAAAAUGUGGUCACUGGAAGUGCGCCAGCAGCUGCUAUUAUUCCUACUGCACCAAGACAACAAACUCCACCACGUCCAAGACCUUGCAUAACUCCUGCUUCGGGUGAAGAGAUGCCUGGUGACACCGAUAUUCCUAUAUUUACUGAUCAGUUCUUGCAGCAUAACAAAUUAAGGGAGUCAGAAUUACGUCAAUUAAGGAAGGCCAAUUCUGAUUACGAGCAACAGAAUGCCAUAUUGCAAAGACAUGCUGAAGAGGUGAGUGCUGCAACAUCAAGGCUACAUGCUGAGACUGCUGCAGCAGCAGAACGUACAGCAGCUCUUGUGGCUCAUCGAAGAGCUCUUGUGGCCUCAUUAACUCAAGCUUUACAAUCCAUUAUCUUACCAUUGCAAGGAGGUCCAGCAGGUGCUUCAGAAGCCAAUAUAGAAGAGUAUAUGGAAAAAUUGCAAAGCUUUGUUUUGGAAGGCAAAAAUAAUCCACUUUUAAAACAGGCAAGGGAUAUUUUGAAUAGAGUAGAAUUACCCAGUGUU
Messenger RNA from Brenthis ino (lesser marbled fritillary), 1098 nucleotides. NCBI's taxonomy places the organism in Eukaryota, Metazoa, Arthropoda, Insecta, Lepidoptera, Nymphalidae. The record is from the annotation of a GenBank genome assembly.